Molecule: messenger RNA, 1963 nt
Organism: Drosophila grimshawi
Lineage: Eukaryota; Metazoa; Arthropoda; Insecta; Diptera; Drosophilidae
Gene: Cwc25
Product: pre-mRNA-splicing factor CWC25 homolog
Exons: 3
Coding region: 137-1735 (532 amino acids)
Biological process (GO): mRNA splicing, via spliceosome
Cellular component (GO): U2-type spliceosomal complex
Source: RefSeq, a predicted model, not a curated record
AUAGUUCAAUAAUAACAGGAGAUGUGUUGAGCUGCAUACUCAGCCUGUCAUAUGUUGCAAAAGAAAGGAGGGAAACACAACAACGCUUUUUUAUAUUAUAACUUAAUAUUGUACUGAAAGAUCAACCAAUCCCAACAUGGGUGGCGGUGAUUUGAAUCUAAAAAAAUCAUGGCAUCCUCACACGAUGAAGAAUCAGGAGCGUGUUUGGAAAGCGGAACAGGCGAAACAAGAGGAACAACGCAAAUUGGAUGAUUUACGCAAGGAAAUCAACGAGGAACGGGAUCGCGAGGAGCUGCGACGCAUUGGCGAAAACUCAGGCGUUCUCGCAGGCAACGUCGGCGGCGAAGCGAAACUCGAAUGGAUGUAUAAAAACAGCGCCGAGCUAAUCAAUCGGGAGGAAUAUCUGCUGGGUCGCAAGAUAGAUAAAUCGUUUGAGCAGCUGCAGUCCGAGGAGCGCCGCCAAGAGCCUAGUGCCCUGGGCCUCAAGCAGUCCAUAAACCAUGUGGAGCACGAGUGUGUGCCAUUCUCUAUACGUGAAUAUCGUAAUCUGCAGUCCACCGAGCAGGUGGACAUGCAACGCAAGACACUGGAGGAUCCACUGAUGCUUAUCAAGCAGCGGGAAAUGGAAUCGCGACGCAAACUGCUAGAAAAUCCAGUUAGACUAAAGGAAAUCCAUCGCAUACUCAAAACCGAGCAAGAGCAGGCAACGAAACGCAACAAAAAAUCCAAAAAGAGCAAGAAGUCCAAGAAGAACAAGCACAAAAAGGGCAGCAGCAGCAGUAACAAUGAGGACAGCGACGACAGCAACGAUGAUCUGGACAGAAAGCUGGCAAAGCAGAUGAAGAAACUGAAAGGCGAGAGUACAAACGGUGACUUCAAGCUGGACAAACUGUUGGAUGCCAAAUAUCGCACAUUGACCAAACAGCUGGACAUGGCCACCACCAAGCCAAAGCAAAAGAAAAAGUCGCGUAAACGCAGCGAUAGCAGUGAGAACAGUGAGCAGCGCAGCGAAGAGGAGGAACGUGAACAGACCAGAGAAAGGCGAGGAAAACAUGUGCCAGUGGAGCCUCGAGAGAGUAGAGCAAGACAUGGCCAAAGCAACAGCAACGCCGAUGAGCGAACGAAGCGCAGAGAGCGGGAGCAGGAUGUGAGAAGGCAUCAUGAAGCCAGCAAUAGCAGACGGCGACGAAGCAGAAGUCGCAGUCUACGCCGAGCACAACAAAAACCACAGCGUCGAAGAAGUCGCAGUGCUGAGAAACAGCGACCACAGCGGAUCAGGGAACGCAGCGGAGAACGUGUCAGAAAACAUAGCAGAGAACGCAGUGGAGAACGGAUCAGGGAACGGAGCAAGGAGCGUAGUCGGGAUCGGCGUCGACGUAGUCGCACUCCAGAAAAACAACAACAAGAACAUCGCCGUAAUCCCAGCCCUCCAGCUGCACGUCAGGCCGCCAAAUCCAAGCUGAGCGACCACGAGCGCGAAGCACGUCUGCGCGAGAUGAUGGAGAAUGCGACGUGGCGUGAGGCGGAUCGCACCAAAGUCGUGCACAAGCAUCGCGAGGAAUAUGCGCGCGAGGAGGCUCAGAAUCAGGCACGCGAUUUUGACAAACAGUUCAUCAACAAGGAGGUGAAGAAGGCCAUUGACAAUCAGACCUCCAUUGGUAAUCGCAUCCGUUCCAAUCUGAACAAUAUUCAACGUACCUCGGCUGCCAUGGACUCCAAUUUUGCACGCAAAUAGCAAAUGGGAAAAUCCCUAGCCCUAAGUUUCUAGUAUUAGGCUAUAUGCAAUGGAACAUUUAGAAACUCCUAAAGUGACUCAACUUAAGGUUCGAAUGUGUAGCAAUUAUUGUCAAGAUUGAUUGAUCAGAUUAAAAAUUAUAUAUACAAUAUAAUAUCCGAUUAUUUUAGAUAUAUAUUGUAGUAUACGUCACUAUUACUUAAACUUUUUGAAACAAGUUGGAAACAA